Hemibagrus wyckioides is the source of this 3376-nucleotide messenger RNA. RefSeq lists its product as uncharacterized. Bases 154 to 1824 code for a protein of 556 amino acids. The transcript has 2 exons. NCBI's taxonomy places the organism in Eukaryota, Metazoa, Chordata, Actinopteri, Siluriformes, Bagridae. The record is from RefSeq and is a predicted model, not a curated record.
GGCGACGCCGUUUUUGUGUUUACCUUUGGGGUUGAAGAAGCGGUGUUUUCUCCGUGCACGGUCGAGGUUUUUAUGGAAAUCUUUUCAUGUACAAGCAACCGGAUCUUUCCCUAAACGUCUACACUCUGUCCUACACAAGCUUUCCUGUCCACCAUGGCAAGUUCAACGGUGAAAUUUACCUGGUGUUCUUGCCGCAACUAUAAAAUCCAGUCCAAAGACACGCACGAAAAGUGUUUAAUCUGCCUGGGAAUCCAACACGCUAAAGAGGCCGUGCUGGAGUACGGGAAAUGUCCGCACUGUGCCAAGAUGGACUGGAGCACUUGUAUCAAGCGUCUCACCAAGGUGCAGGAGGUGAUCCACCAGGAGGCCCAGCAGCGGAAAAACGAGGCGUCUCAGAAUGGAAGUCAGCCAAAACUUGAUCCGGUGGCUUCGUCAGCUCCGGUUAAAGAAGCUAGAUCUGUGAGGGUGGUGUCUGCUACUCCUAAUGUAUCGGAGACUGAAAACACUGCCCCUGCUCCAUCUUUCUCCACUGCGCCCGUCAUGUUCACGCUUGUCUCACCAUCUAUGGACCAGCCUGACCCAAACACUGCAGCGGUAAAAGGUACAUACUUAUCACAUGUCGCCUUGCAGCAUACGCUAGACUCGGCUCCAUCCGUAGCGCCCACGUCGACGCCUUUGACCUCACACAAGAGACGCCAUUCGUCUAGGUAUCACUCAUGCUGCAUGAGGUACUCCAGCAGGGGCUGCGGACGGAGACGGAAACAAUCCCCGUCUUCAUCCGAAUGUUCGUCCUGGAGCUCUGAUUCCUCCUGCGAGUCUGUGAGGGAGAAGAGGACGCGACGGGAAUCAAGGAAUUCUGCAAAACUCGACCGGAAACGUGAUCAGCUGCUUAAGAUGGUGCAGCAGAAACUGGAAGCCCAACAGAGAGCCAUGCAAGUACAGUGGAGCGCAAUGGAGAGACGGAUCGACGUCUUGGAGAAAAGGAGUUCAAGCGAUUCAGCAGAAAGCUCCCAAGUGUCCACCAUGUCUCAAGUGGAUCAGGGACAACAGACGGGUACCGCUGCCUGUUCCGGAUCUGUUUCUCUUUUGAUUGCAGUAAAGCAAGAAGACGGGUCUUUAGAUAUCUCGCAUGCUUCGGAAUCUAGUUUGCGGGUGAGUUCAGUGCAAGAGGUUCUCACAUCUGAAGAGCUGCAGAAUCUCAUAGUACGUGCAGCCAAACACUUGGGUAUCGAUUUCCCCGAAUCUGAAAACGGCUCACCACAUCCAGUUAUGGUGCCAGAGUUUGAGGACUCGGUCCAAAGUACGUGGUCCAAACCGGUGAGCGCACAACCUUUUAGGCCGGUGUUUACCGAGUUGUACAAGCUUCACGAAAGCCAGGCUAGACAUUACAAUCACAUGCCUCAAGUCCACAAGCUGAUGUCGGCAAUAUUCCAAGCCGUCACGCCUGCAUGCACCAGAGAACAGUCCGUUCCUCCUGAGCCCUGGGGGUUCACCGAAGAGCUUGCGGAAAACUCGUAUCAAACCGCCAGCAUGCUAGCAAAGACCGCUAACUACUUGCGAUACUUGUCGGAUUACCAGAAGCGUCUCUUGGCAGAGAUUUCCGAAAACCCGACUAUGGAAGGGCUCCAAAGUGUUCUUGGUGAGCUCAGGCUGAUCGGAGAGUUCACCUUCCAGCUUUCUUCACACCAGGCAGAACUUUCUGGAAGGAUCAUGGCAGCAUCUGUGGCUGUUAAACGACAGACCUGGAUGGCUAAGACGAAUUACACAGAUUCUCUGAAAGCUACAUUUGCAGAUCUCCCGUUUGUUAUCGAGACUCAAAAAUAGACAUGUGGAACUGUUUGUUUUAUAUGAAUAACAUGUUAUGUGAACAUGCUUUUACAAUUAAGAUGUAGAUUUUUCUUCUUUAGUUUCAUUUCCCCCAGUGUAUUUUACACAAAUUAUUAUUAUUAUUAUUAUUAUUUUUUUUUUUUUUAAUUUUUUUACCCAAGUCAAAAGUGAGAAUAGCUGCUUGAAAUAAACAAGCUGUUUUUGUCAUUUCUUGCCUUUAAUUCGUCAUCCAUCUUGUGUAGCCUUUAGCGUAAUGGUUAAAAAAUUGGCGCUUGCUUUUAUAGUCUGAAUUAAAGAUUUUUCUUCCGACUUGUUUUAAGGUGUAGCUUCAUUAUUAUGAUGCACUCUAUAUUAAAAAGUAUUAACACUCCUGAUAAAAUUGCAGCUUUUUGAGACCAAAUCAGAUAUUUUUUUUUAUUUUUAUUUUUUCACCUUUAAUGUGAUAUUGCAUCAACCUGGUCGCGAAAAUUUGUUAAAGCGUCUUUUGCUUGUAAUACAGCGCUGUGUUUUUGGGAGUAAGAAUUAUCACAGAACAUUAUCACAUCUUGAUUUGGCAGGUUUAUUCCAAACAAAUGCUUCAGAUCUAUCAGGGGAGGGGAUUUCCUGCGCUCAGACGUCUUCACGUCAUCCCACAGGUUUGGGAUAGGAUUUAGAUCUGGGAUGUGACUGGGACAUUCCGAAACCUGAUCUUUUUGUGAAGCCAUUUUGUGGUUAUUGUACUGGAGGUGAAACAUUCAUCCACAGCGGUCUGCAGAUAUGAUUUCCUCUACCUAACUCCCUGAUUAAGAGAAGCAGGUGACCACAUGAUGCUGGGGCUCAAGUGGCUCUAGGUUGUUGAUUGUAAGAUGCCUCUGUUGGGCCCCUGAGCAUGGUCCAUAACUCUUUCUGCUCCAAGGGCACUGCAUAAUAACUGCCCCUGUCCUCUGACCCCAACCUCCUCAGGUGGGAUAUUCACAGAAAUGAAUUCCACUGUGCUGUAAUGUAUGUAAGUCUUCUUCAUCUUCUUCCUCUUCUUCCUUCACCAUAUGUCUGAUGUUCUAUGGGUGUUCUUGGGCUGUCUUGUUUUUUUGCAAGUGUUAUUAUUAUUAUUAUUAUUAUUACAGUAUACCUCGGCAGCCUCCCCUCCCCUGUACACUGUUUUUUUUUCCUAGGUCCAUGCAGUGAAUUUCAGUUUGUGUAAAUAGUAUAAACUAUUUCUGUCUCUGGAAUAAUUUAAGGAAUAUAUGAUGUAUAUAAACACAUCCUCAUCUGUCGAAACAUCUGUUUAAAUGUUCCUUUGUUCAUAUUGUUUUACCAACUGUUUAGGAAAACACUAACGACUGAAGAGCUUCUCUACAAACAAAAUGGGAGGAUUCAGAAGUCUUUAAGAGCUUAAACAACAAUUUGGGAUCAGACUAAGAACUGUAGAGCUUUUUUUACAAACAGUUUAAGGAACAUUAAGAGCUACAGAGCAUUUUAAGAAAACAUUAAGAACUAAAAAGCUUUUUUAAAGAAAAAAUGCACUGAUAACUGUUUCUGGAAAUCAACUGAGGAGUGUGCCACAUGUAAU